GGUUUUUUAACUUCGCGAAUUGGUUACGAGUAUUAUUGGCUCUGUUAUACAAUUUUCUUUCCAGAGUUGUUGCAGUUCUGUGAGAAAUGGAAGACUUUGAAGAGUCGAAGUCUGACUGUAGUCUGGAGUCUAAUGAACUGCCACCAGUGCCGCCAUUGAUGAAGUUGAAAAGGAACAAGCUCGACCAAACUUCUAGAGAGCAUGGUCCAUCGUCCGUUCCACCCUCUUUGGGGUCGAAGAUUGGGGAAGCAAACACAGAGAAAGCGUCUUGUAUGGGAUUUGCUUCACUGGAAAACAGAGAGGACACGAGUAUGAUACACCCAGAGUAUACCAGAAGCAUAAAUCCUGCUUCUCCUCCGCCAUUAAUAAAAUGGACGAGGAACACAAUUCCUUCGGCCAGUAUUUCUAAUCGUCAACAAGCUUUCACAAAGACAUUUCGAACCGCCGAAAAGAUCGAAAGAGAUGAAGCAACGUAUAGUACACAGUCUGAAAUGGAAGACGUAUUGAACUGGCCUUCAACGGUCAGCGGGUAUGGGAAACGUGCAUCGCCUGUGAAGCCACUUCUUCAAUUUCAAAUGGACGUCUUAACUCCAGCCUCAGCAUCAUAUACUGGAGUUACUGCCGGAAGGACGCGUGGGACAUGGGAGCAACCUGAUGCGUUUGGCAUGCCAGUUGCACGAAGGCGUCCUGUCGGACAAAAUGCUGACUAUUCUAAGGUUAUGACGCGUAAUCAGGAUCCAGACAAGCGUUCUAAGUGUAAGGCAAUACGGAAGUGUCAGUUUUGCCAUAUCGAGUGCAAGAACGAUUCUCAACUAUCCCAGCAUGAACGUGUUCAUACUGGAGAUCGACCAUUUAGGUGUGAUGUAUGCGGGAAGUCUUUCACUCAAUCCGGCAAUCUAUUUGUUCAUAAACGUACUCAUACUGGGGAUCGACCAUUCAAGUGUGAUGUAUGUGGGAAGUCUUUCACUCACUCAUCGAGUCUAUGUGUUCAUAAACGUACUCAUACUGGAGAGAGACCGCACAAGUGUAAGACAUGUGGUGCGUCGUUCAAUGAUUCGUCCAAUUUUCGCAGACAUGAACGUAUCCAUUCUGGAGAAAGAUCUUCAACGUGCUAGACAUGUGUAAGGUCAUUCACACAGUCAUCCUAACUACAUGACCAUGAACAAAUACAUACAGGAAACCGUCCGUAUAGGUGCUGAGAGUGCGCAAAGUUCUUCAAAACAUCAUCAUGUUACCCUAGACACGAGUGUAUUCAUAACCUACAAUGAAAAGCCUAAAAGUCGGAACAUAGUGUUUAAAUAUUGUGUGAAAAUGAAAUUCUCCUCUUUGCGCUUAUGAAUUGUGAGAGAAAGAGUGUGAGUGUCUGUCUGUUUGAAAGAUAGUAUACAUUCGCAGCACUUAAAAAAAGAAACCACUCUUUGAUGCUAUUCACACAAGUCUGGUCCUAGCACACACGCUGUAAACUAUGAUAGUCGAGAAUCGCAAGCUGAUGUGGAUUAUGUAGUUCUGUAUUUUUGUUCUAUUCCAUGGUCACGUACUCAUGUAUUAUGUCAGAAGUCAAUAGCAUUAUUAUAGCAUAACCUUUAA
Messenger RNA from Sycon ciliatum, 1587 nucleotides. Its product is annotated as putative zinc finger protein 735. The record is from RefSeq and is a predicted model, not a curated record. The transcript has a single exon. Bases 87 to 1115 code for a protein of 342 amino acids. Lineage: Eukaryota; Metazoa; Porifera; Calcarea; Leucosolenida; Sycettidae.